Molecule: messenger RNA, 1938 nt
Organism: Pogona vitticeps (central bearded dragon)
Lineage: Eukaryota; Metazoa; Chordata; Lepidosauria; Squamata; Agamidae
Gene: ST3GAL4
Product: ST3 beta-galactoside alpha-2,3-sialyltransferase 4
Biological process (GO): glycolipid biosynthetic process
Molecular function (GO): beta-galactoside (CMP) alpha-2,3-sialyltransferase activity; beta-D-galactosyl-(1->3)-N-acetyl-beta-D-galactosaminide alpha-2,3- sialyltransferase activity
Source: RefSeq, a predicted model, not a curated record
CCAGCUGACCCAAGCGCUCCGCUGUGCGCAAGCGUCGCCGAGGCAGGGGCGGACCAGCCCGGGGAAGGCUCGCUCUUCUCCCCGCGGCCGGCCGAGGGGGCCAAGGCAGCCCCGCGCUCUGCGGCGUGCGGUGCUUCGCUCUGCCCCUCGCCCUUUCCGCCAACUUCGGCGAGUGCCACACCAUUUUGCAACCUCUUCCCCUCCACCCCUUCCUUCCCUUCGGUGCAGCUGCAAACGCCCGCCUUGGGCAGAAGAAGCGGUGCCGCUGGAUUUGCAGCCGGGUUUUGUUCUUCGUUGCAAGAAGACGAGAGAGAGAGAGAGAGAGGAAAAAAAACAUACAGAGAGAGAGAACAGCAAUCUGCCGUUGCCAGAGUGCUGCUGUCUGUCCUCCACCGGAGCAACAUUUGCCUUCGCUGCCCCUGUCACCGGCAUCAGAUCUUUGGUGGCCCCCGGGAGUUCCUCCGGUCCCACCUCCGUUUCCCCGAACCCCCUUGGAUUACAAAAACCUUCGCCGCCUCUUCCAAAGGCGCCGGAGGUCGUGGCGCGUCCAGCGGAUGAGCAGCGUUAAUUCUCUGGACACCCAGAUGGCAGGCGGAGGAUGGGGAAACUGAGGCACAAAGAAUCUUGUUCAAAGCUUCCUGGUAGCUCAGCUAGAAGAAAAGGUCAACUGUUGUGUAGCAAUUGGACAUAAUUGCAUCACAUAUCCUGCAAGGGAAAACAAAUGAGACUGUGAUUUCUCAUCCUGUGGAGAUUCUGCAAUCUUGGUUGGGGAACAAAAAGAAGAGACGUGAGCUGCCACCUUGACAUUCUGCCGAUAUAAUUUAUAAUCCGAGGGGAAACAUGGAGGAGACAGAAGAAAAGCACAGUACUCCUGAGGAGACCGAUAUCAGUCGCCAUGAGAGCAAAAGCCACAAGACGGUACUUCAUCUGCUGAUAAAAAUGAUCAACAAGUCUCGAUGGAAGAUACUUGGAGUAUUGGCUGUAUUUUUGGUGAUGGUGUGGUAUACAAUAUCCCGGGAAGAAAGCUUUGAUUUCCAUAUUCUGCAAGAUAACAGGAUGAGUUGUCCUCUAGGAGAAGUGGAAAGGAAGGCUGCUCUGCUCAUAGCAAAUUUCACACGGGAUCAUCCACUGUUUUUACAGCUGAGGGAUUACUUCUGGGUAAAGACCCCCUCACCCUAUGAGCUGCCGUAUGGUACUAAAGGAACGGAGGAAAUUCUCGUGCGGCUUUUAGCGGUCACAGGUUACUCUCUGCCUGAAAGUGUACAAAGUCUGAAGUGCCGAAGAUGUGCAGUAGUAGGGAACGGACACAGGCUGAGAAACAGCUCCAUGGGAGAUGCUAUUAAUAGAUACGAUGUUGUGAUCAGGUUGAAUAAUGCACCAGUCCAUGGUUAUGAACAUGACGUGGGCUCCAAAACCACUAUGCGGCUCUUUUACCCAGAGUCAGCACACUUCAAUCCCAAAACUGAAAAUGACCUCAACACCUUGCUGGUAUUAGUGGCAUUCAAACCUAUGGACUUCCUUUGGUUGGAGACAAUUCUUCACGACAAGAAGAGGAUACGGAAAGGCUUCUGGAAACAGCCUCCUUUAAUCUGGGAUGCAAAUCCUGAGCAAGUCCGAAUUCUGAACCCAUAUUUUAUGGAAAUUACUGCCGCAAAAUUGCUUAACAUUCCAAUGAAGCAGCUACGGAAGUUUAAACAGAAACCAACCACAGGACUGGUGGCCAUCACCUUAGCUUUGCACUUCUGCGAUGUGGUCCAUAUUGCCGGCUUUGGAUACCCUGACUCUGCCAACAAGAAGCAGUCCAUUCACUACUAUGAGCAAAUCACAGUGAAGUCGAUGGCCACAUCAGGACACAAUGUCUCCCACGAGGCAUCAGCCAUAAAAAAGAUGCUUGAAAUGGGACUGAUCAAGAAUCUCACCUACUUCUGACGGAAUACG